AUGCGCUGUACACAACCUAUGGUCGUAUGGAGCGGCUCUUGCCUCGCACUGAACUUUCCUUCACAUCGCACACCCGUAACGUACAAGUCUACAAGAUGUUUUGUCAUCGACAAACGCUUCUCUUUCACGUCGUUGAUGUUCUGA
This is a messenger RNA of Parastagonospora nodorum SN15, 144 nucleotides long. RefSeq lists its product as hypothetical. Lineage: Eukaryota; Fungi; Ascomycota; Dothideomycetes; Pleosporales; Phaeosphaeriaceae. The transcript is spliced from 2 exons. The record is from RefSeq and is a predicted model, not a curated record. The coding region runs from base 1 to 144 and encodes 47 amino acids.